CGAAGGAGCCCGGCUGCCGCGCGCUUCCCUCUCUGUGUCCCCGAGGCCACGCCAUGCGGUGAGCGCCCCCCAGCCCUGCCCGACCCAACCGGACCCGCGUCCCCACCGACAGCCCAGGACCCGCUGGCACCCGGGGACCCACCGGCAUCCCAGACCCGCCGACCCCUGGGGCCCGCCGACACCCAGGACCCACCGACACUCCGGAACCCGCCGUCGCUCAAGAUGCCCAGAGGCUGCGCCCUCCUGCUGGCCUCCCUACUCCUCGCUGCGGCCCUUUCAGCCACCCUGGGGCUCGGGUCACCGGUGAAGGAAAAGAGAGGCUGGACUCUGAACAGCGCUGGCUACCUUCUUGGUCCACAUGCCAUCGACAACCACAGAUCAUUCCACGACAAGUAUGGCCUUGCUGGCAAGCGGGAACUCGAGCCCGAAGACGAAGCCAGGCCCGGAGGCUUUGACCGGCUGCAGUCAGAGGACAAAGCCAUACGCACGAUAAUGGAGUUUCUGGCUUUCUUGCAUCUCAAAGAGGCGGGGGCCCUGGGGCGCCUGCCCGGCCUCCCCUCGGCAGCGUCCUCAGAAGACGCAGGACAGUCCUGAGGGGGCUCCGGCCUCUCCGUCUCGGCGUUGUCGAGCUCCGAGCCAGCGAAGGCAGCGUAACCACCCCUGUCGUCCCUGCCCAGUGCUGUGUUGCUGAGGUGUCAGAUCUUCCUUUGGGAGUAGGUUUGAGCCGCAAAAUAAAAACUGCAGCUGCUUGCGAUGAUCA
Molecule: messenger RNA, 760 nt
Organism: Phacochoerus africanus (Common warthog)
Lineage: Eukaryota; Metazoa; Chordata; Mammalia; Artiodactyla; Suidae
Gene: GAL
Product: galanin and GMAP prepropeptide
Exons: 6
Coding region: 223-594 (123 amino acids)
Cellular component (GO): extracellular region
Molecular function (GO): hormone activity
Source: RefSeq, a predicted model, not a curated record